UCCAAUCUGCAACGAUGGUGGACGUGAAAAAGUUUAGUGAUAUCGACAUUUACGGCCUGCUGGAGGUGGACAUAGCGGCCACAGAACAAGAGAUCCGUAAAGCCUACCGUAAAAAAGCGCUACAAUGCCAUCCGGACAAAAAUCCCGACAACCCAAAGGCAGCUCAACUCUUCCAGGAGCUUUCAAAGGCGCUGGAAAUUUUGAUGGACGCUUCCGCACGCUCUGCCUACGACCGACUGCUGAAUGCGAAGAAAGCCGCCCAGCUCAGAACGAAACAGUUAGACAGCAAACGGCAGAAGCUAAAAGCCGACCUAGAGGAACGUGAAAGAAGGGCAAAGGAAGUGGCCACCGGAGGCUACAAAACGGCGAGCAACAAAACAUCCGAAGAAUUGUUCCAGGAAGAAUUCGAACGGCUGCGCAAGGAAGGCUCAAAGUUAAUACAGGAAGAGCAAGAGCUUAUGCGCCGACAGCUCCAGGAAGAACUACGCAUGAUGCAAACGGCCAGUGUACCAAGUUGGGAUUCGGCACAGCACCGGAUUAAGAUCCGUUGGAAAGCUGAGAAGAGCGAUACCACCAACGGUGGCUAUACAGAAGAAAUCUUGCGCAAAUUUCUCUCAAAAUAUGGUGAUAUGGUUGCGCUCGUGAUGAGUCCACGAAAGAAUGGAAGCGCAUUGGUCGAGUUCCGCACGAAAGAAGCUUCCGAGAUGGCGAUGUCGUACGAGAAAGGCCGGCUAGAUAAUCCUUGCACGUUAGAAUGGAUCGGAGAAGCACCGGCACAGGGCAAAUCGAAAGCAAAAGCCGGUGGUGGUGCUGGAAGUACCAUCACAGAUCGAGACUAUGAAAGUUUAGUGUUACGACAGUUACGACAAGCAGAAGAGCGGAAACGAUUGAUUGAACAGAUGAUGAAGGAAGAGGCCGAAUCGGCAGACGGUGAACCCGUACAGUAAGCAUACAUACAUCCGGAAGGAUUU
Molecule: messenger RNA, 971 nt
Organism: Anopheles maculipalpis
Lineage: Eukaryota; Metazoa; Arthropoda; Insecta; Diptera; Culicidae
Product: dnaJ homolog subfamily C member 17
Exons: 2
Coding region: 15-947 (310 amino acids)
Biological process (GO): spliceosomal complex disassembly
Cellular component (GO): spliceosomal complex
Molecular function (GO): RNA binding
Source: RefSeq, a predicted model, not a curated record